GGGUCAAACUGAAUGAUUAACUGAAUGAUAAACUGAAUUAAAAGGACAAUAUAAAAAGAGCUGGUUGUGUUGCACGUGGUGGACUUGAAAUAGUUUCUGGUUUUCAUGGCAAGGCUAGUGUGACUGAACCACAAGGAGCUGCUGAACAGACAGAAGACCGUGAGCUUCACGCGCGGGGAUCACAGCACGGGCUCUUGGUAACACCUGGGCGCCCUUUACCAAACGGAUCAAAAAGAGACAAUGACAUUAUAUAGCCUGUAGGCUAUAGAUCCAUAAGGCUGUAUGGAAAGGUUAGUUAAAAUGCGUAACCAUAGACACACAAAAGCAAAUGUUAAGCAGAUGUGACACCUAUUUUAACAUUAGUUCAGGGUGAAGUUAUAGGCGACAGUUCUAUUGUUAGGCACAGAGACUCCGAGCUCCCAAACAAAGCGACGCAGGGAGCUAGGGAAACGGAGCGCAACGCUUAUUUAAUAGGUUAGUGACUCUUUCCCUCACACACACACACAGAGAGAGAGAGCGACACACUGGGAUGGAGAUGUAACAGCCGUGCGAAGGCGGUUUCCACAGCGAUGAAGCAUUUUGGAGGCAGUUUUUAACCGAUGUAAACAGAAGAGAGAGAGAGAAAAGGAUCGACUCGACAAGCCUGCCCAGAGAUCGGCGAGGGAAGACUAGAAUAAAAAAAGGGGGGGUGCAGUGUCUCUGGCCCAAGUGUCACAGACAGCGGGAGGAAUAUCAUCUUUAGCCGCUAAUCCCUGCAAAUUCGAGGAGAGAAAAAGUGCCAGUGUCACUAUAGGCCUUAAGAGCCAGAGAUGAUUCAUUCUAAACCUCAAAGUGAAGGAUAACAAGUGGCCCAGACUCCGGUGACCACUCAUCCCACCACCUCCUCCUUCACCUUCACUCCGUUCGAGUCAUUUCCUCUAACCUCUAAACUGUGUACCGUUCUCCAUUCCCCCCGGCUGGGUCAAUCUAUACAGACACAGACUGACUGGAUGACCAUCUGGACCUAUGUAAAUCAACACGAAGACAACAAACCAACCAGCAGAGAGGCCUUGAAGACGGACUCUCCUGGAUACUGACUGAGUUGCCAGAUGCUACUCUGGAUAGGGCUGGAGGCUGUAGGCUGUUAGGCUAGCUAGGCCAUGCUGCUCCCUGUGCCUUCCUCCUCUCCCAUGCUGCUUCCAGGAGAUCUACGGGCUACAAACAUCAUUAUCAUCACCGUCAUCUUCAUCACUCACCAAUGCCACAGGAAGUACGGUGCCUAGGAGGGGACUGACUGAACCUCAACUAUUACGGACAGAGUGAACUGGAAACACACACACACACAGCCCCUUCAGCUGUGGAACAGACAAAGACAGAAGGCAAAGAGAUACUAAGCACUGAGAGGAGGGUGGGAUUAUGGCUGCCGAGAGUCUGACCGAGCUCCGUGAUUGGCUCUUUCUGCUCCUCCUGUGCCUGACUCUAUUGGCCGAGAUGCUGGAGUUGGCGGCGGCAGCAGUUGCCAUGGAGGAAGGCGAGGAAGACUUCCCGUGCCCGUCAGUGUGCCGGUGUGACGAGGGCUUCGUUUACUGUAACGACCGGAGCCUGAGCAUGAUCCCUCCUCUACCGUUAACAGCUACUGUUCUCUACCUACAGAGCAACCGGUUGGCCAACUCCGGCCUGCCUCCAUCGUUAGAGCGCAGCAGUAGCAUCCGUGUGGUCUACCUUUACGCCAACCAACUAGACGAGUUUCCUAUACACCUGCCGCCGUCGCUACGGGAACUACACCUGCAGGACAACAACAUUCGGACGUUGCCGCGCACGGUAUUGGCCAGGUUACCGUUGCUAGAGAGGCUACACCUGGACGACAACUCCAUCUCCACGGUGAGCAUUCAGGAGCGGGCCUUCUCCGGUACGCGGCGGCUGAGGUUACUCUUCCUCUCCCGGAACCACCUGUCCAGCAUCCCAGCCGGCCUCCCGGCUUCUUUAGAGGAGCUGAGGUUAGACGACAACCGCAUCAACACCAUCCCCACCCACGCCUUCCGGGGCCUGGCCUCACUGAGACGCCUGGUCCUGGACGGGAAUCUCCUGGCCAACACCCGCAUCGCCGACGACACCUUCUCCCGCCUGGCCAACCUCACGGAGCUGUCGCUAGUCCGCAAUGCCCUGCAGGCCCCACCCAUCAACCUGCCCAGCACACACCUGAUGAGGCUGCACCUGCAAGACAACGGACUGAUUCACGUGCCUCGGGGGACCCUGGACGGGAUGAGGAGGCUGCAGCGGCUGGAUCUGUCAGGGAACAACCUCACCACUCUGCCCCGGGGGCUGCUGAGGGACACGGACGGCCUGGAGCUGUUGCUGCUCCGGGGGAACCCCUGGUACUGUGGCUGCAACCUGCACUGGCUCCACGCCUGGCUGUCUGGCCGCGGGGCGGCGGUGACAGUACGGGGCCUGACCUGCCACGGACCGGAGGCAGUGCGUGGCCAGGCCCUCAGGGACCUCUCUGGGCUCAUGGACCAGUGUGAAGGACCCCCAGGAGGGGUGAACAGUGUGGGGGGUAGAGGAGGAGGUGUCACUAGUACUACCACCUUUCCCCCCACCCAGGGCUCUCUGUUCACCCUCAGAGCCAUACGGCCGGGCCUGGUGAAACCAUUACCACCGGGAGGAGAGGCGGGGGGUCAUGCCUCACACAACGCUUUAGAACUCACCGUGAAGCCUCUGUCGGCGGACAGUGUGCAGGUGACGUGGCUGUGCCCGCGGCCGGCGCCCUCCUUCCGGCUGUCCUGGCUGAGGCUGGGCAGCAGCGCCGCUCUGGGUUCCAUCACAGAGACGCUGGUACCCGGGGAGAGACAGCAGUACCUACUAACCCAGCUCACGCCACGAUCACACUAUCUCAUCUGCCUUCUCCCCCUGCGCUCCACCUCCUCCCACUCUGGAGGGUCACAGAGAGGACAGCAACAGGAAAAGGACACAACAGACCAGAGCCCCGUCUGCUCUCAGAUAGAGACGGGGGAGGCUCUGCGCCCCGAAGGGGAAAAUGGGGGUGAGGACUCGGACACAGAGAUGGCAGCCCUCCCCCUGGCCGAGAUCAUUGGCGGAGCCACAGCCCUAGUCUCCCUCAUACUCAUCUUCGGCAUCUUCUGCUGGUAUGGCCAGCGCACCGGGUAUGUCUCCGGGGAAACAGACUCCUAUGGGGUCAGAGGUCAGCGCGUGGUCGGGAAGCCGUACGAUGACUACGUGGAGUCGGGUACUAAGAAGGACAGCUCCAUCCUGGAGAUCAGGAGCCCCGGCUUCGCCAUGACGCCCAUGACGACCCAUCAGCCACUGCAACCCAACGGAGGGGAAGAUGUGACCUACGUGCACACCAUCUUCCCCUCAUCGCACGGUAACGGCACCUACCGAAGCAACCAGAGUCACAAUGGCAUCAUCACCCAACUGGGUCACACGGCAGGCUACGGGACCAACCAGGGUUACCGGGAGCAAGGGAUGAUCCCGGAUAUAGACUACUCCUACACGUGAUGACAUCAUCUCAGACACACUUCUCCCACCCCCACCGGUUGGAUGCCGUUCUAAGGAUACGGUUCCAGCAGGCGGUUGGUUGGUUGGUCUCCUUGGUUCCAAAGUACCCUCUGUGCCUCCUCACUUCUGCUCUGAAUCUUAUUUAUCUGUUACUGGCUGACUGGCUUGGGUUGCUGUGUCCCCACAGGGCCACCCCACAUACAUGUUUGCUGGGUGACAGAAGUGUUUCAGUGCUUCUCAUGUUUAUACAUUGUUUUGAGGUCUCAGUAUCUUUACAGCUACUGUACUCUUCCUUCUAUUCCAUAAAAGACCGUUAGUAGUUUGAGGUGGAUGUUUAGGCGUAGGCAAAUAUAUUCCAGAGAGAAACACUUUUGUAGACUGCUACACUAUAUAUACAAAAGUAUGUGGACACCCUUUUAAAUGAGUGGAUUCGGCUAUUUCAGCCACACACGUUGCUGACAGGUGAA
This is a messenger RNA of Oncorhynchus tshawytscha (Chinook salmon), 3962 nucleotides long. RefSeq names its product leucine-rich repeat transmembrane protein FLRT1-like. Gene Ontology annotation, molecular function: protein binding. Lineage: Eukaryota; Metazoa; Chordata; Actinopteri; Salmoniformes; Salmonidae. The coding region runs from base 1396 to 3495 and encodes 699 amino acids. The record is from RefSeq and is a predicted model, not a curated record. The transcript has 4 exons.